Molecule: messenger RNA, 2810 nt
Organism: Pogona vitticeps (central bearded dragon)
Lineage: Eukaryota; Metazoa; Chordata; Lepidosauria; Squamata; Agamidae
Source: RefSeq, a predicted model, not a curated record
UAGAAAAAGAGGCGUUUUCCCCGAACGUCUCGGCUCUCUUUCCAAAAGGCUGCGUGUUAAAUCCCUUCCCUCUCGCCUGCUUCUGGAUUUUUAAGAGCUAACUACGUCAGUUAAAUAUUUUCCUUAUUUGUAAGACUUUUAACGGUUGGCCAGGACCUAUAGAUGCAGGCGACGAGAAGUCUCCUCUCCUAAAUGCAGUGUGUGUGUGUGGGGAAUCCACCUGAUGAACGUAUAUGGAAAAGGCGUCAAAACCUCUCCCAAGGUUUCCUCCUCCUCCUCCUCCUCCUUCCCGCCCUGCCUUGUGGCUUCACAAUCCCACACGGCUCAAGGAGAGCCUCGCCUCGCUGUCCUUGUCUUCCAUCCGUUUGCUUUCCUGCUCCUUCAGGUUUAAAUGCACAGAGAAAAACUGAAGCAAUUCUUUCUUUCUCUCAUCUCCGGAAGAUUUGUGCUAUUUACAUAGUGUACAACUGCUGAGGAAAAUGGAGACCAGUGAAGACACAAUUUCACGUCUUCGUUGUCAGCUUAGAGAAGCUGAGGAAGAAAGAAGAAAAGCAGCACAAUAUGGUUUAAAGCUGGUAGAGAACGAAAACUUGUUGCAGAAUCGGCUAGAUGAGCUGCAAAAUGAAAUUGUCAGCAUAACAGAGAAUUUUGAACAAGAAAAGUAUACACUCCAGAGAGAAGUGGAACUGAAGAACAGAAUGCUGGGGACUCUGAAUCUUGAAUAUGACACUCUUAAACAGCAGCAAAAUAUUCAAAUAGAUACAUUGCGUGGACAGUUGGAAAGACUACAUGGACAAGAAAUAAAUGAAUUUAAGAAUAAGGUGGAAAAACUGAAAUCAGAACUAGAUGAAGCACUGCUUAGUGAGAAACAGCUGAAGCACAAAGUGGACCAUCUGAAGGAAGUAAUUGCUUCUAAAUCAGAAGAACUACGUGCAAUGUCAGAACGUGUACAUGAAACCAUGUCUUCAGAAGUUCUCAGUCUUCAGCUUGAGCUGCAGGCACUUGAACAGGCAAAGAGAGAUCUUGAGGAUAAGGUACGUGAUCUCCAGUACAGCAAAGAACAGCUAGAACUUGGAAAUAGCAAUCUGACUAAUCGUGUGUCACGUCUUGAAGAAGAGAAAGAAGAGAGAGAGAAAGAUCUUGUGUCCUAUUGCAAUGCAUUAGAGAAAGCUCGGGAGGCAAACAAAGACCUUCAGAUGCAGCUUGACCAUGCACUGCGGCAAACCCUGGAUCCUUCCAGUAAAGGCAAUUCUUUGUUUGCUGAGGUGGAGGACCGUAGAGCAGAAACGGAACACCAACUAAUCAGUAUGAAAGUAAAAUACCAGUUGUUACAAAAGCAAUAUUCUUUCACAAGAGAACAGCUUCAGAGAUUGAAGCUACAGAUGGCCACACUGUUACGGAUGAAAGGUUCACAUGGAGAACAUGAUCAGCUGGAACGUUUGCAAAGCAUGCUUCAGCAAAAGAAUGGAGAAAUAGAAGAACUUCUAAUGAAAGUGAAGCAACUAGAAAAGUCUACGACAGCAUCUGAAAAUUCAAGGGAACUGAAAGUUUCUAACACUUCAGAAUGUGUAGAAUUUGAGGAUGGCUAUUAUACAGAUUUACUUCAGAUGAAACUUGAGAAUUCAGAUAAAGAAAUAGAAAAUUUGAAGAGUGAGUUGUCUUUACAGCGGAUGAAGGCUUUGUUUGAAAGUCAGCGAGUCUUGGAAAUGGAGCGGAAACUUUUUGCAAGUGAAAGACAGCUUGAGGCUUCUCAGAGCGAGACCAUAAAUUUGCGUGUGCUAGUUGAUGAAUUGAAAAUCAAAUACGAGCCUGAAGAGUUAAUGAAAGACUCAGUUAAUCUCAAGAAGGCUCCAGCAGACAGCUUAAACAGCAGAGUGCCCUCAGAAUGUGAAACAUCCUGCUUGCUGUCUCAAAAUAAGGAAGAUGCAAACCAAAGUAAAGCUUCUCUGAAAACUACUCUUCAAGCAUUGUCAAUGAACUUAGUUCCUGCUCCAGCAAUGGAAGAGAAGUAUUCUCAGCCUGGAAGAAAGAGAGUUAAAAUCAAGGAGGAAGAAUUUGAGAGGACAGCUAUAAACAAGAAAGAUGGGAAUGAUUUUGGAGCUCCCCUUGGUACCAGGUCUGACCCUCGAAUAAAGACAGAAGAAAACACUCAUGGCGGAGCUGAAGAGACAAGUAAAUGUGAGAAGAAAGGCAAAAAGAAAACUUACCCUUUAAUACAUAUGUCUUCUAAACAAGGUUCUGAAACUCAAUGUGCUCAACAGUAAUGUAAUAUUUUUCUCCCUCUUUUUCUAUGACUAGAUGCCUUGUAUGUUCAACUGUAGAGCAGUCCAUUUGAAUAGAAACUGUUGCUUCCUUGUUCAGUGCCUUUUUUUAAAAUCCUGAGGCUUCACAGAUAGCAUAUUUGUUAGUGGACUAACUGAGCAAGUAUAACAGUGAAAUGAAAUUCCUCAAAGCUACUAUUUCAGCUGGGGAAGCUGUGCAGCCUGUCUCAGAAAUUAGUAAUUUAAGGGAAAGACAGACAUAUGAGCCAGUUGGCUAGCAAAGCAUAAACACUGUAAUAACUUUUUAAAGUAUUAUACUAGUGUCACACAUUCCACAUUGGAAAGCAUGACACUUGUAUGGCAAGACUAUUGGGAUAAGACAAAAUGUAGAUCAGUGAUUUUUCUUAUUCUUAUCUCAAGGUGUAAGUGUAACUGUGUUGCCAUUCCUUUUAGAUGUAUUAAUAGCGAAGUUGUACAAAUGUUUCAAUUAAAUAAAAUUUUCAUGCUAUUGCACUUCGUUUGUAAUUGCCAUUAUAUAAUAAAAAAUAC